CGUGCACUUGAUACUAUGGAAUGGCCAACGCCAACCUCAACACUCUGCUGCAGAAAUGCGUUGGUCCUCAUCAAAUCAAGCAACUCCAAGCUCAUCUCAUAACCACAGCACAUUUUCAAUUCCAAUUCUGCCCUUACCGCUCCAAGCUCAUUGAAUUCUAUGCCCUUCCUCCUCUCAACGACCUCUCUCACGCUCACACUAUCUUUCGCCAAAUCAACACGCCUUCUACCAACGACUUCAACGCCAUUCUUCGCGGCCUCGCUCGCUGCGCUGAACCCACCAAGGCCAUCUCUUGGUUUCGCUUAAUGUUGAUUAAUUCUGUCCAAAUAGACGCCCUCACUUGCUCCUUUGUGCUGCAAGCGUGCGCACGUGUUUUGGGUUGUAACGAGACAAGGCAGAUACAUUCGCAAGUUUUGCGUUGUGGGUUUUCAGCUGAUGCAUUAUUGGGCACUACGUUGUUGGACGUUUAUGCAAAAUUGGGCUUAAUUUGUGAUGCUAAGAAGUUGUUUGAUGAAAUGCGUGUGAGAGAUAUUGCAUCGUGGAAUGCAUUGAUAUCUGGGAUGGGGCAAGGGAAUUCGGGGAGUGAAGCGUUGGAAUUGUUUAAGAUAAUGAAAGAGGAGAGUUUGUUUAGGCCUAAUGAGAUUACGGUGCUUGGAGCUCUUGCAGCAUGUUCCCAACUGGGUGCUUUGGGAGAAGGAGAAAAGAUAUAUGAGUAUAUAAGAGAUGAGGGGCUUGAUAUGAAUGUGCAAGUUUGUAAUGCAGUGAUUGAUAUGUAUGCAAAAUGUGGGUUCGUUGAUAAGGCGUUUUUGGUUUUUGAAAAUGUCAAGUGUAGGAAGAAUCUUGUUACAUGGAAUACUAUGAUAAUGGCAUUUGCAAUUCAUGGAGAUGGAGCCAAAGCCCUUGAACUUUUUGAGCAAAUGGGUUCAGUUGGAGUGAAGCCAGAUGAUGUCUCCUACUUGGGUGUGUUGUGUGCGUGCAAUCAUGCAGGGUUGGUGGAUGAUGGUGUGAGGUUGUUUAAUUCAAUGGUGGAGUAUGGUUUAUGCCCUAAUAUGAAGCAUUAUGGGAGUGUGGUUGAUUUACUAGGUCGAGCAGGGAGAUUACAAGAGGCUUAUGAUAUGGUUAAGUCUAUGCCAAUGGUGGCUGAUGUUGUACUUUGGCAGACACUGCUUGGCGCUUGCCAAAUAUAUGGGCAUGUCGAGAUGGCAGAAAUAGCAUCAAGGAAGCUAGUCGAGAUGGGGUCUGAUAAUUGUGGUGAUUUUGUGUUGUUAUCUAAUGUUUAUGCUUCGCAUAAGAGAUGGGAUGAUGUGGGAAGCGUGAGGAGAGCCAUGAGGGCUAGGGAUGUGAAGAAGGUGCCAGGAUUUAGCUACACUGAAGUUGAUGGUGUAAUGAAUAAGUUUUUCACUGGCGACAAGAGCCAUGGAAGUUGGAGGGAGAUUUAUAGGAAGUUGGAUGAGAUUAGGUUCAGAAUUAAAGAGUAUGGAUAUGUGGCUGGAACUAGUUAUGUGUUGCAUGAUUUAGGGGAAGAAGAGAAAGAGAAUGCUUUGUGUUAUCAUAGUGAGAAACUGGCUGUGGCUUUUGGUUUGAUCAGCACUAGUGAAGGCGCUUCAAUUCAGGUGUUUAAGAACCUUAGGAUUUGUGGGGAUUGCCAUGUAGUCAUUAAGCUCAUCUCCAAGAUUUAUAAUCGCGAAAUUAUUGUGAGGGAUCGAGUGCGGUUUCAUAAAUUUAAAGGAGGUAUUUGUUCUUGCAAAGAUUAUUGGUGAUUUAUUUCAUGCAUGUAUCUUAAACUUGAUGCUUAUAAAAGCAAAAUUUUGGCAUUUAUACAAGCACUUCACAAGAGAAAAGAUAAGAGUUUUCUCAUGAUUCCUCUAUGCCAAUCCACGUCUCAAAAUGCUGGUUUUGGGGAGGUUUGAUCUAACCAGCUUCAACGGAGUUCUUAUUGGCUGGAACUUUUGAAACUCAAA
Messenger RNA from Mangifera indica (mango), 1961 nucleotides. RefSeq names its product pentatricopeptide repeat-containing protein At1g34160. The record is from RefSeq and is a predicted model, not a curated record. Gene Ontology annotation, molecular function: zinc ion binding; RNA binding; protein binding. Lineage: Eukaryota; Viridiplantae; Streptophyta; Magnoliopsida; Sapindales; Anacardiaceae. Bases 21 to 1760 code for a protein of 579 amino acids. Gene Ontology annotation, biological process: RNA modification. The transcript has a single exon.